CCCGUAUUCGUCGUGGAGGUCGGUUUAUUGCACCUUGCUUCACCCGGCGUGCGUGUUAUUUACGAAAUCUUGUGUUAAACUCAAUGCAAUGAAUUAAAUCAUUAUUUUCUUCCCCUUUUUUAUAGGUAAUGUGAUUGAUUCAGUGUUUGUGUGGACUGGACGAUGUGAAAUACGUGUUUUUAAUAUAAUUUGAAAUAGUUAAGUGAUGUAGGAUGUGGCGGUACCUUGUUUUACUGUUGAUAGCGAGCUGUGCUGAUGGAAGAGGCAAGAAACAUAGGAACCAUAAACCUGGACGCGCGUUACUGGACCGCCUGAGUAGCACUACCCUCAGUGAGGUGACAGUGGCCAGCGAGGGCCUCUUACCAGCUCCAGUAGAUGUCGCCCCGUACUCCACUGUGGUCGCGAAUGCCACUUGCGGGGAGCGAGGCGCUGAGGAGUUCUGCCGGGAGACGCCGGGGAAACGCGGCAUAGCAUGCGACGUCUGCGAAGGCCUCGAAGGUCCCGCUUCACGUCAGCACCCGGCGGGCCUGGCCAUCGAUGGAGACCCUGCAACCUGGUGGCAGACUCCGACCUUGAGUACUGGCGAGGAGUACCGGCACGUGGAGCUGGUUGCCACACUGCCUGAUAAAAUGGAGCUACUCCACGUGAUAAUAAAGUCGGGGCCGUCACCGCGGCCGCUAGCCUGGUCUCUAGAAGUGUCUCUCACCGAGGCAGCAGAUGACUGGCGGCUGCUCCGAGCUUUCGGGGACAGGGACCACUGCAAGAAGAUCUGGGACCUUCGACCAGAAAGGAAACGGAGGAAGGCUAGGGCGCAGAAAGGGAAGGAGAAACUAUCUUGUUCGACGCAGUUUGCCAAUCCGAAGCCACUGGAAAAUGGAGAGAUGCACGUAGCAGUCGGCGAAGGAGUAACGGUGCGGCGCGUGCGCAUAACAUUUAGAGCGACGCACGCUAUGCCCCACAACUAUUAUACUGUCAGAGAACUGACGUUGGCGGCGAGAUGUCUCUGCCAUGGACAUGCGAGUCACUGCAAUGUUAAUGAUAAGGGUGCAAAAUGCGACUGUCUCCACGGCACGUGUGGGGGCCACUGCCAGCGGUGUUGUUCUGGCGCCAAGUGGCAGCCCCACCGGCCUUGUGACACUUUCCCCGGGGACUGCUCCUGCGGGGAGAGGGGAGAGUGCGCCUUUGACGAUACUGGGGAUGUGCUCUGUGUGAAUUGUACUGAUAAUCGCGCUGGCCCUCUCUGUGAUCGAUGCCUGGUCGGUUUUUAUAACGCGCUCCCAGACGGACCUUGCGUGCCGUGCGACUGCGACCCUGAAGGUUCGGAUGGGUCAUGCAACUGGGACAAAAAACAACAGCGCGUUGUAUGCACAUGUCAUGCCGGCUUUUUGGGUCCAAAGUGUGAAUCUUGCGAAGACCUGAACGCCGUGUUUCCUAACUGUGUGGUGGAUGACACAACACCAGCGUGCAAGUGCGAUCCCAGGGGCGUUGUGGAUCCCAGUAGAGUUUGUGAUGACGUUUGCGAAUGUAAGGCAAACGUGAUAGGCGAGCGUUGUGACGAGUGCGCACCCGGAUAUUUUGGUCUGAGUGCAGAUUUAGCAGACGGCUGCUUGCCCUGCUACUGUUCCCACCUCGCUGAGACCUGUCGCGUGAACCACAGAGCACAUUUACACCCUGACGUGGUGUUACCGUUGGGAGAGGCUUGGCUCAUAAGUGACGCGGCUCUCAACGAGACCCUGGAGCCAUCAGUGGACGAGCAAGGGAAACCUUAUCUGAUAACAUAUGAGGUAGAAGGAUGGGAGUCAUUUUACUGGUUGACUAACUCGUUCAGUGGUGAGCAGUUAGACGCUUACGGGGGUGAAGUGAAAGCGAGUAUGUACUGGAGCGUGGCUCGAGGGGACACGGGCGGCAGUCCUACUGUGGGGCCUGAUGUUAUAUUGGUGGCAAAUGAUGGCAGGAAACUAACAUACAUAAACAGUAGCCACGAAUUCCCUGGUCAGAUGGAACUGAGCGUAGUGCUUAUCGAAGGCAACUGGUACUUGGAGAAUGAAGUGGCAACCCGGACGCAGUUACUGGAUAUCCUGAGCGACCUGCGGGCGGUUAUGAUUCGGGCACAUUAUCAUAACGAUCAGGAUGAGGUGAGGUUAGAAGGCGUGGAGGUGCUCAGUGGGCACGCAGUUACCGAAACGUGCGCGUGCCCGAAAGGUUACGAGGGCGCCCAGUGCGCGCAGUGCGCGUGGACGCACGUGCGCAUCCGCCGCGCGCCGACUGCACUGCCAGCUUUUGAGUGCGUGCCGUGCGCGUGCAACAUGCACGCUGGGUGCGUGAGUGUGGAUGGUCCGUGUGGCGAAUGCCAGCAUAAUACAACAGGGCCGCACUGCGAACGCUGCCUUCCGGGUCAUUAUGGGAACCCAGUUACGGGUGGCUGCAAGCCUUGCGCCUGUCCACUGUAUGAAGCUAGUAACAACUUCAGUCCCAACUGCGCCCUCGCAGGCCCUGAGGGGGAUGAGUUCGUUUGUACACAGUGUCCGGAUGGGUAUACUGGGGACCAUUGUGAAAGCUGUGACUCCGGCUAUUGGGGCUCUCCCGCCACCCCGGGAGGCUCGUGCGCACCGUGCGCGUGUGGAGGGGGGCCGUGCAAUGCGGACACGGGCGCGUGCCUCGUGUGCCCGCCGCACACUGAAGGCGAGACCUGUGACCAGUGCCAGGAGGGCUACUACUCCAUAGAGGAGGGGGGAGCGUGCUUGCCAUGUGAGUGCGGGCGCGGCGCGCUAUCGAGCGCGUGCGACGCACGCACCGGCGCAUGCGCAUGCGCACCGAACUGGACAGGCCGCGCAUGCGACAGCUGCGCAACUGGAUAUGGGGACGUGGAUGCCGGCUGUCCCGCGUGCCGCUGCGGCGUCGCGUCGGUCAGCGGCGCGUGCGACGCCGCGAGCGGGCGCUGCGCGUGCGCGGCCGGCGCGGAGCCGCCGCGCUGCGACACGUGCCGCCUGGAGUACUGGGACCUAACUUCUGAUGGCUGUAGAGGCUGCAACUGCUCGCGGUCGGGCUCGGAGAGCAACGUGUGCGAUAUCCGCACUGGCCAGUGCCGCUGCCGGCCGCACGUCACCGGACGGGCGUGCGACACUUGCGAGGAAGGCUUCUGGGGCCUGGACAGGGGCGAAUGCCGGCGCUGCGAGUGCGGCGCGGGCACCGCCGCGUGCGACCCGGUGACGGGGCUGUGCGCGUGCGCAGCGGGCGUGGGCGGCGCGCGGUGUGACCGCUGCCUGCCCGGGUACUAUGGGUUCAGCGCUACGGGCUGUUUGCCGUGUCCCACAUGCACGGAAGGCAAAGUGUGCUCGCCGGUGUCGGGGCGCUGCGUGUGCCCCGGGCGCAGCCGCGGGCCGGCCUGCUCGCAGUGUGCGCGCGGCUACUGGGGCCGUGAGUUCGGCUGCAAGCCAUGCGCGUGCGGUCCUGGCGCGUCAUCAGAAAUCUGCGAUAUGGUAACAGGCGCCUGUGAAUGCAAGCCAGGCUGGACGGGUCUGUCGUGCGACCGCUGUGAGCGCGGCUUCUUUGGGCCGCGAUGUAGAUCGUGCAGGUGCUCGGUGGCUGGCACCAGGUGCACUGAUGUCUGCGAGUGUGAUGAUACCGGCAAGUGCCCGUGUAAGGAAAACGUAGUGGGCGCGAAGUGCGACCGCUGCCUGGACGGCACGUUCGGUCUCUCGGAGACGAACCCGGCCGGGUGCACCGCGUGCUUCUGCUUCGGGCGCGCCGCGCGCUGCACGCAGGCGGACGUGGUGCGCGCCGCGCUGCACGCGCCCGCGCCGCUGCACUUGCGGCUGCUGAGGGGGGAGGUGGCUAAUAUGGAGCAAGAAUCGCUUCUAGCAGUGCACACACGGAAUCCAGACGUCACGAUAUCAGUACCCUGGCCACCUGUGCCCGUUUACGCGGAACUUGGCGAAGUGUUCCUGGGGGACAGGGUGAUGUCCUACGGGGGAGCUUUGAGGUUCCGGGUGGAAGAGGAAGGGGGAGAACCGCUACCACAACAGACCCUGACGAGAUUUCCUCUCGUCAGUAUACAUGGAGGAUCGUUGGUGCUUGAUCAUUAUGAGCGAGUACCAGCUAUAAACGGUACAUACGCGGUGUACCUCCACGAGUCAUUGUGGGAGGUCCGCGGCCGGAACGCAGUGGCGUCCCGCGGCGUUCUGAUGCUAGUCCUGCAGGAUCUGCAGCACGUCUUCGUGCGAGUUUCCACCAGGAUGCCGAAUUACAGGGAGCCUUUGCACGUGCUACUCCUCAACGUCUCCUUGGAAACGGCUGUUGCCGGCCUAUCACGUGGCGCCCCGGCCCCCGGUGUGGAGAUGUGUGAAUGCGGUACCGGAUUCAGUUCCGGUUCGUGCCACCGUCCGGCCGCCGGCUUCUGGCUCCCCCCCACCCCGCCGCGGCUCUGGCAUACCGCGGGGACGAUACUGAUCGACUUGGAGACCGUCCCCAAACAGUGUGAUUGUAAUAAUCGAUCGGAAACGUGCCAUCCCACUACGGGACAUUGUAUGAAUUGCACAGAGAACACGGCGGGCGCGCACUGCGAGCGCUGCGCUGACGGCUACUACGGCGAGCCGGGCGGCUGCCGGCCCUGCGCCUGCCCUUCGCCGAGCGACAACCGCGCGCUGUCCUGCGCGCCGGGGCUUCAUCGACUGCGCUGUUAUUGCAAGCCUGGUUACGCUGGCAACGCGUGCGAGAUCUGCGCGCCCGGGUGGGUGCAGAACGCACGCGGCGCGUGCGAGCCGUGCACGUGCGACCCGCGCGGCGCCGCCGCGAGCUCCUGCGACGCGCGCGCCCGCUGCCGCUGCCGCCCGCACGUGCGCGGCGAUAAGUGCGACACGUGCGAGCUGCCGCGACACUAUUUGGAUGAGGGGGGGUGUACGCCGUGCGAUAACUGCACUCAAACCCUCCUCGAUUCAGUCGAGGCUAUGACCGCUGAUCUCCACAAGCGUGCAGAUAUCACAGAGCUCACAAGAAUACCGCAACCCUUCCCAGCUUUGAAGCAAUUCGAGCACAAUGCCUCAUACCUGUACCACGACCUACGGAACUUAAAGACUGACAUAGAGAAAGCUAGAAUAAUAGAUUCCACAAUUAAUAAACUGGAAGAAACCGAACAUAACCUCUUCACAUCUGCAAACAAUUUGAAAACAGAAGCUUCGAGAAGGGAGACAGAUGCUCACUAUCUCAGUUUGGAAAGUAUGAGUGGUUUAGAAGAAAUAAUAAAACAGAGGAGGUUAUUUGGAGAGUUGGUAGCUAAUUUGGAUGAUUUCGCAAGAGGCGAGAAGCAUUUGAGCGCUCACCGAGCCUUGAAAGAAGCGAGAAGAUUGUUAAAGACAAUAAAGGAAAUUAAGCUAAUUGAUUACAUAGCUGGCGCUACGGAUGUAUCUGAUUCUGCGAACCUACAAUCAACAUCAAUCCAUGAAUACUCCUAUCGUAUUGAAGAUAUGUAUCGACGCGUUCAUAAAAUGCAAGCGUCGUUGGACGAAUGGGAAAACAAGAUGGACGAUAUUUCGAAAUUGGCGGAAGCUGUGUGGGGGGCGGGAGAUAAAGUCAGCGAGCUGAAGAAGAGAGUAGUUCCCUCUUUGAUCAGGUUGAAGGACUUGGGUUCAAAGUGUCGAGUCAUGCUAGAAGAAAUCGCAGAACAACCAACCACAAACUUCACCGAAGAAGCAAAAACAGCAAUUUCGCAGAGCAGAAACCUGGCCAUCAAUUUCCCACAAACGAUUGAACAACUCCGAAUCCUCACUGCUGCGACUGAAGAGAAGGAGGGUAUUUUGUACAACCUUACACCAGCUUACAAGAAGAAGUACCUGGAUGCAGUGGAAAAACACGUCGCGAUGCUUGGGGAAAAAGCGAAGGAAUAUAAAAAUCUCUUCGCUGGCACACGAGCAGCGGCAUCUCUCGGGGUACAAGCGGCAGGCGCCUGGUCCGAAGUCAGCAAAGCUGUGAAAGAAGCUGACGCGGCUGCUGACGCCGCGACCGCCGCGACCGCCGCGGCCGUGCAGCUGGCCCGCGGACCGCAGCCCUUGAUCGACACGGCGAAUGCGCAUUGGGCCGCUUCUGAGGACUUAAAGCGACGUGGCAAUGCCGUGCUGAUGAAAUCUUCCGAACUAGGACGUGGGGUAGAGAGUGCGGCACGUGGUAUCGACACGGCGAGCGUGGGACUGCGCGCGCUGGGCUGGCGGGAGCGCUCGCUGGCCUCUGGGGCGUCCACUGCUGCGGCUGGCCUUAGUAGUACAGAAACGGGAGCGCUUACAUCGCUUCGCAGCGCUGGCGAGCAAGCGGAACGCGUGUUCGCUGUGUCGAGGUCGCUGUAUGAUGAAGCGGCAGAGUUGAGGAGGCGGGUGCGCUACCACUUGCGGCGGAAACUGGCAGCGCUGCAGCGGCUGGGGGAUACAGCUCUGGGUGCCGCUGAGGAACAUGUGUCCCAAAUCCGCGGCAACACGCUGCGCGGCGCGGAGGUGUCGGAAGCGCUUGCAGCGGCUGCAGCUGCUCGCGCGCGAGAACACUCCGCCGCGACCGCCUCGCUGGAGCCAGCGCUGAAAGCGCUGAGAGAGCGAGUGGAGCGCGCGAGACACGCCGCUAGCACGAUUACAGUAUCCGUCCGUUCCCCGGCAUCAGGCGCAGGGUGCGCGCGCGCGUACGUGGUGUGGAACGCGCCAGCUGUCACACGACUGUCACUAGCUGUGAGCUUCGAUGGCGAUGUGGAAGAUGGAACGCUCAUCUUUAUGCAAGAUCAGGAAGCAACAGAUCGCUACAUGCGUCUGUCUGUGGUGAACAACCGGCUGCGACUGACGUGGAACGUGGGGGGAGAGGAGGGGGUCAUUCUGCACCCCGAGCCUCUGCAGUCCACGAUGGAUGACGCGGAUCAUACAGCGUAUACCAUUGAUAUAGAGAGAGUAUGGACAACAGUGCGAUUACGCGUCGAGCGCUCCGGCAGCGCUGCAAUAUCCUCCAGCAACUCCACAUCAAGCGCCGCGAGCGCUGGAUCGCUCCGAUCGUCGCUGCUAUGGCUGGGUGAGAGCGUGGCGCCGCUGCCCGGCUGCGUGCACGCGCUGCGAGACGACAGCGGCGCGUUGGGCUUGUGGGCGUUUAGCAAGCAACCGGCGAAUGCUAAGUGCAUUGGAUGUACACAUCGGCGCAUCAGCCAAUCCCGCGGGUCGACGCUAGUGCAGUUCAGCGGCGCGGGCUACGCGGCGGUGCGGCGCUCGGGCCUGCGCCCCGCGGACCGGCGCCGGUUCACACUCUCCUUUACCUUCCGGACGCGGGACCACGAUGCGCUGCUGUUCCUCGCCCUGGACACUGUUAAUAACCGGUCAGUGAGCGUGUGGCUGCGCGCGUGCCGCGUGGUGUUCGCGGUGCAGUACGGCGGCGCGCGGCUGGAGAUCGCGUCGAGCGGCGCGCACUGCGACGGCGCCGGCGCGCACGUGCAGGCCACGCGCGUCUUCAGCGGCCUGGAGAGAGCCUGCGCGUGAACGGCGAGGAAACACUGGGCUCGCCGUCACCGCCGGUGCAAGACGCGGCCCUGCUGCCCGACCUGCAAGCUGCGGAGUACUGGCUGGGGGGCGCACCACCCGGGGGCGAAGUCCCCGCGGGAGAGCGCCCGCC
This is a messenger RNA of Zerene cesonia (dogface butterfly), 7626 nucleotides long. It is a transcript of the gene wb, whose product is annotated as laminin subunit alpha-1. The record is from RefSeq and is a predicted model, not a curated record. The transcript is spliced from 41 exons. The coding region runs from base 213 to 7493 and encodes 2426 amino acids. Lineage: Eukaryota; Metazoa; Arthropoda; Insecta; Lepidoptera; Pieridae.